AGAGAAACUUUGACAAAAACACUACUGAUAACCAAAGAUAAGCUGAUUAAAGAAGCUGAUGGAGGGUUUCCAAAACUUACAGGGGAACAUGUUGAUCUUGUCAUGGCAGUAUAUACUAAAUUAACUAUAUCCAUUGAUUUUCUUUUGUUUUUUUUUUAUAUUAUAUGCUUGAAUAUAUAGGAUAUAUUCUUUCACCUAGCACAAAAUGAUAAUACUUUAGUUGACUAUCUACUAGUUGACUAUCUACUACUAAAUGAGUUCAUCAUUUUUAAUCUCAUCUUUGGUCAAGUUCUUGAUUUGUCCUGUGGCUCCCUCAUAUUGACCUUCAUUUAUAAAUAUGUGCUAUUAAUUUUCUUAAUGUUCCUGCCUCCCUGCAGUCUUCUAAUGAAGCAAAAGAAAUUUCUCUACCAUUUCAAGAACAUGAGAUGGGCUAAAGGCCGUCAUGAAACUUACCUUUGUUAUGUAGUAAAACAGCGGAAUAGUGCCACAUCCUGCUCCCUCGAUUUUGGAUAUCUGCGUAAUAAGGCAGGUUGCCAUGUUGAAGUUCUCUUCCUGCGUUACAUUUCCACUUGGGAUCUGGAUCCAAGGCACUGCUAUCGUAUUACUUGGUUCACCUCCUGGAGCCCAUGUUACGACUGUGCCCGGCAUGUGGCUGACUUCUUGUGUGCAUAUCCUAACCUGACACUGCGCAUUUUUGCUGCCCGUUUGUAUUUCUGUGAGGAGCGCAAUGCUGAGCCCGAAGGGUUGAGACGUCUACACCGUGCAGGUGCUCAGAUUGCCAUCAUGACAUUCAAAGACUAUUUUUACUGCUGGAACACCUUUGUGGAAAACCGCCAAAAAACCUUCAAAGCCUGGGAAGGACUUCAUGAAAACUCUGUGCGUCUUACCAGACAACUCAGGCGUAUUCUUUUGCCUCUUUAUGAAAUUGAUGACCUGCGAGAUGCUUUCCAAACCCUUGGACUUUAA
This is a messenger RNA of Thamnophis elegans (Western terrestrial garter snake), 966 nucleotides long. RefSeq names its product activation induced cytidine deaminase (gene AICDA). Gene Ontology annotation, molecular function: cytidine deaminase activity; zinc ion binding; RNA binding. The record is from RefSeq and is a predicted model, not a curated record. Gene Ontology annotation, biological process: cytidine to uridine editing; DNA cytosine deamination; negative regulation of single stranded viral RNA replication via double stranded DNA intermediate. Lineage: Eukaryota; Metazoa; Chordata; Lepidosauria; Squamata; Natricidae. Gene Ontology annotation, cellular component: P-body; cytoplasm; nucleus. The transcript is spliced from 4 exons. The coding region runs from base 358 to 966 and encodes 202 amino acids.